AUGGCACUCAACGCUGCUGGGCGAGGCCUUCGCCUGCCCGUGUCCCGCAUGGGCCAGGCAUUAACCAUCGCCUCCGUCUCUGCCACCAACUCCGUCUUCACAUACUCUACUAAGACUCCCGCCUCGCGACGAGCCAUCUCCUCCUCUGAGAAGCGCCCGGCCACGAGCAUGAUCGAGCCCGCCGUUGAGACCCUGCUGCCCCCGGCUGGUGAAUCACCGCCUCGCGCCGCGCCGCUCUCCAUCCUCCCCCUGACCAACAUCAUCCGCUCCCUCAUCACCAACACCAUCUCCUCUUCUCACAUGCUGCUCCCUCCUUCUCUGCGUAUCAUGGCCAUGCUCGCCCACUCGACAAACCCCAUCCUCAACCCUGACCGUAACCCCCUGCUUGGCUUGUUCAUGAAGUACACCUUCUAUGCUCAGUUCUGCGCCGGCGAGAAGCCUUCCGAGGUUCGCCAGACGAUCAAGGGUCUCAAGGAUAUCGGUUUCAACGGUGUGAUUCUGUGCUACGCCAAGGAGGUCGUCCUCUCUGAGGACCAGAUCAAGAGCCUCAGCGGUGCCAAGGGCCAGGAGACGACGCACAACAUCGAGAACGAGAUCAAGCCCUGGGCUGAGGGAACUCUCGAGACCGUCCGCCUUGCCUCACCCGGCGAUUACGUUGCUCUCAAGUUCACUGGUGCCGGAAGCCUGGCUCUUUACCAGCUUCAGAACCGUCUCCCCGCUUCUCCCUACCUGGCCAACUCGAUCGACUCCAUCUGCAAGCUCGCCCGUGAACGUGGUGUUCGUCUUCUGUUCGACGCAGAGCAGGAUGCUCUCCAACUUGGUAUCGAUGACUGGACCAUUGAGUAUGCCCGCAAGUACAAUACCGAGGCUCACGACGCUGUCAUCUACGGAACAUAUCAGGCGUACAAGAAGAACUGCCCCCAGAUCAUCUCGGAGCACCUGGCCAUUGCUCAGAAAGAAGGAUGGACUCUUGGUGUGAAGCUGGUUCGUGGCGCCUACCUUGGAUCGGACCCCCGCCACCUUCUCCACGACACCAAGGCAGACACUGAUGCCUGCUUCGAUGCCAUCGCUGAGAGUGUUCUGACCCGCCAGUGGACCAGCGCCGUCAAAGGCGAGGGUGUUUACCCCAACACAGCAAUGGUCCUUGCUACCCACAACGCCGACUCCGUCCGCCAGGCCCGCGCCAUCGCUGAUGCUGGUCGUGCCAAGUCGUACAUCUCCUGCGCCCAGCUCCAGGGCAUGGCCGACGAGGUCAGCUGCGAGAUUGUCGAUUCCAAGUCCCCAGGUGCCUCCGUUGGUGCUUCUGUCCAGCUCCCUGUCUACAAGUACCUCGUGUGGGGUUCCAUUGGCGAAUGCAUGAAGUACCUUCUUCGACGUGCUCAGGAGAACAAGGACGCUGUUCAGCGAACAAGGAGCACUCGCGAUGCCAUGUUUGGCGAGCUCGUCCGAAGAUGCAAGGCAGUUGUUGGUCUUGUGUAA
Clonostachys rhizophaga is the source of this 1479-nucleotide messenger RNA. Lineage: Eukaryota; Fungi; Ascomycota; Sordariomycetes; Hypocreales; Bionectriaceae. The record is from the annotation of a GenBank genome assembly.